Molecule: messenger RNA, 8962 nt
Organism: Cavia porcellus (domestic guinea pig)
Lineage: Eukaryota; Metazoa; Chordata; Mammalia; Rodentia; Caviidae
Gene: Pcm1
Product: pericentriolar material 1
Exons: 41
Coding region: 451-6693 (2080 amino acids)
Biological process (GO): microtubule anchoring at centrosome; protein localization to centrosome; intraciliary transport involved in cilium assembly
Cellular component (GO): ciliary basal body; centriolar satellite; centrosome
Source: RefSeq, a predicted model, not a curated record
GCACGUGACCUAAGUCUAGCAUUUACAGAGAUCGCAUUGCGGCUCCCAAUCCGGCUAGUUCUCUAACCCCCACCCCGGCGCGGCGGUUGCCAGGGAGACGGCGCAAGUCUCACCGCGCGUCGCCCCCUUUGCAGUCCCCCCGCCCCUUUUCUCCCACCACAAUGAGAUCCUAAGAUGGCGGUGGCUGCGGCGGUUGAUGCCGAGAAGCCGAAGUAGAAAAUGGGGCCGUUGGGCUCCAGGCAGUCAGGGACCUUGUGAGCCUCCUCUGCAGUCUCUCAGAACGGGCCGCUGGCGGUGGCGGGCCGUGGGGCUGACCGCUGCUCCGCCCGUGGCAGGAGGGGCUGCUUCGCUAAUAGCAGACAACAACUUUGAAGUGUGCAGCAGGACAGGAGCUGAUUCUGAGGCGCAAAAACUAGUUUCUAAAAAGAAAAUUAAUUGUUACAAGCCAGUAUGGCCACAGGAGGUGGACCUUUUGAAGAAGGCAUGAAUGAUCAGGAUUUACCAAAUUGGAGCAAUGAGAGUAUUGAUGACCGACUCAACAAUAUGGAUUGGGGUUGCCAACAGAAGAAGGCAAAUAGAUCAUCAGAAAAGAAUAAGAAAAAGUUUGGUGUGGAAAGUGAUAAAAGAGUAACUAAUGAUAUUUCUCCAGAGUCAUCACCAGGAGUUGGAAGGCGAAGAACAAAGACUCCACAUACACUUCCACACAGUAGAUACAUGACUCAGAUGUCUGUCCCAGAGCAGGCAGAGUUAGAGAAACUUAAACAGCGGAUAAACUUCAGUGAUUUAGAUCAGAGAAGCAUUGGAAGUGAUUCUCAAGGAAGAGCAACAGCUGCUAACAACAAACGUCAGCCUAGUGAAAACCGAAAACCCUUCAACUUUUUGCCGAUGCAGAUUAAUACUAACAAAAGCAAAGAUGCUGUUACAAGUCAAAAGAGAGAAGUGAUUGGAACAGCACAAUGUAAAGAGUUGUUUGCUUCUGCAUUAAGUAAUGAUCUUUUGCAAAAUUGCCAAGUCUCUGAAGAAGAUGGGAGAGGAGAGCCUGCGAUGGAGAGCAGCCAGAUUGUAAGCAGGCUUGUUCAAAUUCGUGACUAUAUUACUAAAGCCAGUUCUAUGCGAGAAGAUCUUGUAGAGAAAAAUGAAAGAUCUGCUAAUGUUGAGCGUCUUACUCAUCUAAUAGACCACCUUAAAGAACAAGAAAAAUCAUAUAUGAAAUUCCUCCAAAAAAUCCUAGCUAGAGAAAAUGAGGAGGAGGAUGUUCGGACUAUAGAUUCAGCUGUGGGAUCUGGUUCUGUAGCUGAGAGCACAUCGCUAAACAUAGAUGUGCAGUCUGAGGCUUCAGAUACCACGGCCAGAGAUCCUGAACAGGAGCCUAUGGAAGAGAUAGAAAAUUUGAAGAAGCAACAUGAUUUGUUGAAAAGGAUGUUACAACAGCAGGAGCAACUGCGAGCUUUGCAGGGACGACAAGCUGCUCUUCUGGCAUUGCAACAUAAAGCAGAACAAGCUGUUGCUGUAAUGGAUGAUUCUGUUGUUGCAGAAACUACAGGUAGUUUAUCAGGAGUCAGUAUCUCAUCUGAACUAAAUGAAGAAUUGAAUGAUUUAAUUCAGCGUUUUCAUAAUCAACUUCGUGAUUCUCAGCCUCCAACAGUUCCUGACAACAGAAGACAGGCAGAAAGUCUUUCAUUAACUAGGGAGGUUUCCCAGAGCAGGAAUCCAUCAGUUUCAGAACAUUUACCUGAUGAGAAAGUCCAGCUUUUUAGCAAAAUGAGAGUGCUACAGGAAAAGAAACAAAAAAUGGAUAAAUUGCUUGGAGAACUUCAUACACUUCGAGAUCAGCAUCUGAACAAUUCAUCAUUUGUGCCUUCUUCGACCUCUCCACAAAGGAACACCGAUCAGAGGAGUACCAGUGCAGCCCCCUCUGCUGCUGUGGGCUUGGCACCGGUUGUCAACGGAGAGUCUAAUAACAGCCUGGUGUCAUCUGGCCCUUAUGCUGCUGCUUCUCUGGUUUCUCAAAAUGAGACUGAACGUGAAGGACAUCUAAAUCCAACUGAAAAACUCCAGAAACUAAAUGAAGUUCGGAAGAGAUUGAAUGAAUUAAGAGAAUUAGUUCAUUAUUAUGAACAAACAUCAGAUAUGAUGGCAGAUGCUGUAAAUGAAAACACAAAAGAUGAAGAAACUGAAGAGUCCGAAUAUGAUUCUGAGCAUGAAAAUUCCGAACCUGUUACUAACAUUCGAAAUCCACAAGUGUCUGCCACAUGGAAUGAAGUAAAUAGUAUUAGUAAUCCACAGUGUGUUUCUAAUAAUAGAGAUGGGCGAUCAACUAAUUCUAAUUGUGAAAUAAACAACAGAUCUGCCACCAACAUUAGGGCUCUGAACAUGCCUCCUUUAGCAGAUUGUCGAUACAAUAGAGAAGGAGAUCAGGGGAUCCAUGUAGCACAAGGGGAAGAUGAUGAGGAAGAGGAAGAAGAAGCAGAGGAGGAGGGAGCUUCGUUAUCUAGUCAUAGGAGCAGUGUGGUUGAGGAGGCUCCAGAAGAUGGAGAAUUUGAACAGAAGAUCUAUAGACUUAUGGCUGCAAAACAGAAACUUCGACAUCUACAAGAUCUUGUUGCUAUGGUACAGGAUGAUGAUGCAGCUGAAGGAAUUACCUCUGCCAAUACAUCAAAUUUGGGUGAUGUCUACCCACCAGAAGAGGAUAUCAAACAAAACCCAAAUAAUGCUAGAGGAAAUACCACUAAAACACAGAAAGAUACUAGAGUCAAUGAAAAGGCAAGAGAGAAAUUUUAUGAGGCUAAAUUACAGCAGCAGCAGAGAGAGCUAAAACAAUUGCAGGAGGAAAGAAAGAAACUGAUUGAGAUCCAAGAGAAAAUCCAAGCAUUGCAAAAGGCAUGUCCUGACCUACAGCUGUCAGCUGUUGGUGUGAGUAAUUGUUGUCCUACAAAAAAAUAUAUCCCAGCUGUUACUUCAACCCCAACUGUUAAUGAAAAUGAGACUGGUACAAGCAAAUCUGUUUUUGAGCCCGAUGAUUCUUCAGUAGUAGAUAAUGAGUUGUGGUCAGACAUGAGAAGACAUGAAAUGUUGAGGGAGGAGCUACGACAGAGAAGAAAGCAGCUUGAAGCGCUGAUGGCUGAGCAUCAGAGGAGGCAAGCUCUAGCUGAAACUACAUCUCCAGUGGCUGUGUCAUUAAGAAGUGAUGGAUCUGAGAACGUGUGUACUCCUCAGCAAAGUAGAACAGAAAAAACGAUGGCAACUUGGGGAGGUUCUACUCAGUGUGCACUAGAUGAAGAAGGAGAUGAAGAUGGUUACCUUUCUGAAGGAAUUGUUCGGACAGAUGAAGAAGAAGAAGAGCAGUAUGCCAGUUCCAAUGACAACUUUUCUGUGUAUCCUCCUAACAGUGCAAAUCAUAACUCCUGUAAUGUAAAGGAAACCAAAAACAGGUGGAAGAACAAUCGCCCUUUUUCAGCUGAUGGAAAUUAUCGUCCUUUAGCCAAGACAAGACAACAGAAUAUUAGUAUGCAACGACAAGAAAAUCUUCGAUGGGUGUCAGAGCUCUCUUACGUAGAAGAGAAAGAACAGUGGCAAGAACAAAUUAAUCAGCUAAAGAAACAACUUGAUUUCAGUGUUAACAUUUGUCAGACUUUGAUGCAAGACCAACAGACUUUGUCUUGCUUGCUACAAACUCUUCUCACGGGUCCUUACAGUGUUAUGCCAAGCAAUGUCGCAUCUCCACAAGUACACCUCAUAAUGCACCAGUUGAACCAGUGCUAUACACAGCUAACGUGGCAACAGAAUAAUGUUCAGAGGUUGAAACAAAUGCUGAAUGAACUCAUGCGCCAGCAAAAUCCACACCCAGACAAACCUGGAAGCCAAGAAAGAGGGAGUAAUGCAUCACACCCUUCUUCUCCCAGUUUAUUUUGUCCUUUCAGCCUUCCAACACAGCCUUUAAAUUGGUUUAAUCUACCUGGGUUUACUAACUUUUCAUCAUUUGCACCAGGUAUGAAUUUCAGCCCUUUAUUUCCUUCUAAUUUUGGAGAUUUUUCUCAGAAUAUUUCUACACCUACUGAACACCAGCAGCCAUUAGCCCAGAAUCCUUCAGGGAAAACAGAAUAUAUGGCUUUUCCAAAACCCUUUGAAAGCAGUUCUUCUAUUGGAGCAGAAAAGCAAAGGAAUCAGAAACAGCCUGAAGAGGAAGCACAAAACAGUAAGGCACCAUGGUUAUAUGAGCAAGAAGGAGAAAUUGAAAAACCAUUUACAAAGACUGGAUUUGCAGUGUCAGUAGAGAAAACUACAAAUAGUAAUCGCAAAAAUCAAAUAGAUGCAAGUAGGAGAAGACGCCAAUUUGAUGAAGAAUCAUUAGAAAGCUUUAGCAGUAUCCCUGAUCCAGUGGAUCCCACAACAGUAACUAAAACAUUCAAGACAAGAAAAGCAUCUGCACAAGCCAACCUGGCAUCUAAAGACAAAACUCCCAAAUUAAAGAAUAAGAAGAGAAAUUCUGUUCAGCAGAAAAGCAGAGUUAAAACUGGUGGGUAUGAAAGUGCCAGUAUGUCUAGCACAUGUGAACCUUGCAAAAGUAGGAACAGACAUUCAGCCCAGACUGAAGAGCCUGUUCAAGCAAAAGUAUUCAGCAGAAAGAAUCAUGAGCAGCUGGAAAAAAUAAUAAAAUAUAGUAGGUCUACAGAACUAUCUUCAGCACAUGCUAGGAGAAUACUACACCAGUCUAACAGAAAUGCAUGCAAUGAAGCACCAGAAACUGGGAGUGAUUUUUCUAUGUUUGAAGCUCUGCGGGAUACUAUCUAUUCUGAAGUAGCUACGUUAAUUUCUCAGAAUGAAUCUCGCCCACAUUUCCUUAUUGAACUCUUCCAUGAGCUUCAGCUGCUUAAUACUGACUAUUUGAGACAGAGAGCUUUAUAUGCAUUGCAGGACAUAGUAUCCAGACAUAUUUCUGAAAGCCAUGAAAAAGAAGGAGAAAAUGUAAAGUCAGUAAACUCUGGCACUUGGAUAGCGUCAAACUCAGAACUUACUCCCAGUGAAAGCCUUGCUACUACUGAUGAUGAAACUUUUGAGAAGAAUUUUGAAAGAGAAACACAUAAAAUAAGUGAGGAAAAUGAUGCUGAUAAUGCUAGUGUCCUAUCUGUAUCUUCAAAUUUUGAGCCUUUUGCAACAGAUGAUCUAGGUAAUACUGUGAUUCACUUAGAUCAAGCAUUAGCAAGAAUGAGAGAAUAUGAGCGUAUGAAGACUGAGGCUGAAAAUAAUUCAUCUGUGAGAUGCACCUGCAGGGUUGUUGAGGACGAAGAUACUGCUGCUGCCGCCACUAUAGUUAAUAAUUUAGAAGAAACUCCCAUUAUUGAAGAUCAUGGUUUACAACAACCUGUAAGUGAAAUUUCUGCUGUCCCAUGUCCUAGAAUUGAUACUCAACAGCUGGACCGGCAAAUUAAAGCAAUUAUGAAAGAAGUUAUUCCUUUCUUAAAGGAGCACAUGGAUGAAGUAUGCUCUUCUCAGCUUCUAACUUCAGUGAGACGCAUGGUUUUGACGCUUACCCAGCAAAAUGAUGACAGCAAGGAGUUUGUAAAGUUCUUUCAUAAACAACUUGGAAGUAUAUUACAGGAUUCACUGUCAAAAUUUGCAGGCAGAAAACUGAAAGACUGUGGAGAAGAUCUUCUUGUAGAGAUAUCUGAAGUGCUGUUUAAUGAAUUGGCUUUUUUUAAGCUUAUGCAAGAUUUGGAUAAUAAUAGUAUAACUGUUAAACAGAGAUGCAAAAGGAAAAUAGAAACAGCCGGAGUGAUACAAUCGUAUGCCAAAGAGGCCAAAAGGAUUCUUGAAGGAGAUCACAGCUCACCUGCUGGAGAGAUUGAUGAUGAAGACAAAGACAAGGAUGAAACUGAAACAAUUAAGCAGACUCAGACAUCUGAGGUAUAUGGUGCCGAAGGUCCCAAAAAUGUGAGAUCUGAUGUUUCUGAUCAAGACGACGACGAAGAAAGUGACAGAUGCCCAGUGUCAAUUAACUUGUCUAAAGCGGAAACUCAGGCUCUAACUAAUUAUGGAAGUGGAGAAGAUGAGAAUGAGGAUGAAGAAAUAGAAGAAUUUGAAGAGAGCCCUGUAGAUGUCCAGACUUCACUUCAAGCUAACACGGAAACUACAGAAGAAAAUGAACAUGAUGAUCAGGUUCUACAACGUGAUCUUGAAAAAACAGCAGAAAGCACAAAGACCCCAUCAGAACAAGAACCCACUAGUAAAGAUGACCAAGAUAGCUCUCCUGUGAAACCAUGUUAUCUCAAUAUCUUGGAAAAUGAGCAACCUUUAAAUAGUGCUGCCCAAAAGGACUCGCUUACUAUUGUUGAUUCAUCUCAGCAGCCUAACCCCUUGCCAUUACCUUUAACUGAAAUUGAAACCUUAGUGCCUAGAGUCAAAGAAGUUAAAUCUGCUCAGGAAACUCCUGAAAGCUCACUGGCUGGAAGUCCUGACACUGAAUCCCCAGUGCUUGUGAAUGACUACGAAGCAGAAUCUGGUAACAUAAGUCAAAAGUCUGAUGAAGAAGACUUUGUGAAAGUUGAAGAUUUACCACUUAAAUUGACAAUAUAUUCAGACGCAGAUCUUAGGAGGAAAAUGAUAGAAGAAGAACAGAAAAACCAUUCAUCUAGUGAAAUACAUGAAAUGCAGACUGAAGAAUUAGCUGAAAAUUCUCACACUAAAAGCACAUGAAACAGUGGGAGUCAAGUCUGCGAGAUAUCUUCAGAGGUUCAUCUGAUUCUCUUUACAUAGUCAGUGCAUACACAAAAAUGAUACUAAAUAAACACAUGUUUUGAGCUGUAUAAAAAUGUAAAUUAGUUUGACACUGCAUUUUUGAUAGAUGUGCUAAUUUCUGCCCAUGGCAGUUUAUACAUCAGAAACUGAAUUCUGGACAGAUUCAAGCCUUGAUACACUGUGAGGUUAUUGGGUUUUUUCCUUUUAUCUUUUUCUUUUGUAUCCUAGAUUUUUUUUUUCUCAUUGUGAUGUUUGGUAAUGUUAAAUUUAAAGUAUAGUCUUAAAUAAAGUUUGAACUUACCUGUAUCGUUCUUUGGAAAUUAUGUUGAAUUCAAUAUAGCAAAUUUCUGUUCUGUGUAAUUUUAGGCAACUCUAAGCAGUGGUCAGAAAUUAAAUAUAUUAUUUAUUAUAAAGCCCCAACAUAGCCCUAUCUUCCAACUCAUACCAGUGUUGCUACUGCUAAGUCCAGUGUUCUUUAGGUACCUGCAGCUCCUAUUUCUGUGUAAGAAUAGAGCAGGCCUGGGGACGUAGCUUGGUGGUAGUACACUUGCCAGAUAUGCACAAGGCCUUGGGUUAGAUCUCUAGAAUCACCCCACUCCUCUUUAAAAAUGUGCAGGUGAUAAAGAUAGUUAAGGUACCUGUGAAGUUAUCAAAGAAUAUUUGUUAAUAAUCUAUAUUUAAAAUGCAUUAGAAGUUUAGAACAUAAAUCAUUAGCACCUAGAAUUUAUAUAGUUGUCUAUUAAAAUAAAUGUUUUCUAUAUUUGAAAAUCCUGUCUGUUGCCUCAGUUUAAAAGUAAAAAAUAUAAUCAGGGAGUAUUUCUGCAGAGACAAAUAACAUUUUGAUGACUUUUAAAUGAAAGACCAGACUCUUUCAAGUAGGAAUAAGUAGAUUUAAAUUAUGUAACAGCAUUAAAAUUCUGUAUGCCUUUAGAGAAACUUGCCUUUUAAAAUGAUAGUUUAAGCCAAGCAUGGUGGCGCAUGCCUAUAAUCCCUGCACUUGGGAGGCUGAGGCACGAGAAUUGUGAGUUUGAGACCAGAUUGGGCUACAAAGUGAGCUCAGGCCAGCAUAAGGAGACCCUGUCUCAAAAAGACAAAAAAUGUGUAAAACCAAAGUCUAGCCUUUGAUUCUGUGGAGUAAGAAAGAAGCAGGUUUACAGAAGUAUUGAAGUACUGAAUACAGAAAAUCUAUGAUUUCACUAAGUAAACCAUCUUUUUAAAGAUGAUUUACUGGUUUAUCCCAUUAUUACCAUAGACCGAGUUAGGCCUGACAGACAGAGCCAACUAACAGUGAAUAAGUCAGUCUUACAGAUGCUUCCUGGAAUAAAAUGUGAACAAUAUGAGGUAUUAGAUCUUAGUUCCAAAGUAUCUUUUAAAUGUAGUAACAGUUGUCUCAGAUAUUCCAUAUUAAAAAAAAACCAUGUUUGACAUUCUUUUAAAGUAGUUAUUUGUGUGAUAACUUUAAAUAGCAUAAACUAUAAUCUUGAAUCAGGAAAUACUAAAUGAGGAUUUCCCUAUGGGGAAAUUUACCAAAUUGCUACUUAGUUUAAAUUAUAUCUCCAACCUUAUUAAAAACCCAUUCAGAAAACUACCAGUCUAAAAUGAGUUCUUACCUAGCUGUAGUGACUUCAGAAAUUGGGGACAGUAAGUUACACUGUAUGUCUAGGCAAGCUCUGUAUUUUCUAAACUAGUAAGUAAAGGGGGAAACUUCAUUUGGUACUUAAGCUAAACCUUGCAUAUAUUGCAGCUGUCUUUCUCUGCAUGCAUAAGAAUUGUGUUUAAUACCUUAGUUAUUACUGUAGUACCUCAAAGCCUCAUUAAACUAGCUUAUUUGACUUACAGCUAAUAUUUAGUUAUUACCAUGGUACCUAAAAACCUUAUUAAACUUUCUAGUCUGUUGUUUGCCUAUUUUAGUAUAUACUUUAGUUUUAAAAUAUCUAGGGUUUGGGAGCAGGUUACUUGUUCAUUGUUUUUUUUUUUUUUUUUUUUUUUUUUUUUAGUAAGUAUUUCUAAAGAGUUAGAAAUUAAUAUUCUUAUUUGUCUUAAUUUUUAAGUUAAACAUUUGGUUAGAGAUAGAGGGAGAAAAUGUCAAAAUAAGUGAGAAAGAAUCCUGUGCAGGUUGAGAUAAUAAUUAAAAUAAUGAGCUAGCCAGACUGGUAAUACCCUUUGUAUUUUGUAACAUUCAGUUUGGGUAAAUGCUUUUUCACUGUUAAUAAAUGUAUAUACUACA